CCAGGGAGAAUGAGAAUCUGUCAGAGAAGCAGGGGGAAAGAAAGGGAAGACAACGAGAGCAAAUGAUUGUGAACAAUAGCGAUUACUAAACGUGGCCAAUCAGGCAGCUCUCAUUUACUCUGCGCCAUCCUAAAUAAUCCAGUGUUCAUCCGGAGGCGUUUGAUGAUGACACUGAAGAUGAGGACACCGCCCAUACUCGUUACUUUGUUUUCUACCUCUUCUACGCCGUCCAUCCUACACCAGAACCUGAAAAUCAACUCUUCUGAACAGCUAAGUCCCUGGUUGAACAACAGCACCUGGCCACCGGUCAACUCUUCAGGUUUAGGGAUGUCCUGCUUCACUAUGACAUUUGGCGCCAUCUCCAACCUCACGGCUCUGGGCAUCCUGGCUAAGUCCCGAGUCCGAUUCCGCCGCAAAUCCAAAGCACCAUUUAUGUUACUAACAGUGGCUUUGCUUUUGGCUGACCUCGCAGGUCAUAUGAUCUUAGGCGCCUUUGCUUUGUAUCUGCACAUAGAUCAGAGGUAUAAAAUACAGGCCGAGAAGCCCAACAAAGAAUUCUGUCAAAUUUUUGGGGCAAGUAUGGUGUUUUUUGGCUUAUGCCCUUUGCUGUUGGGUUGUGCCAUGGCAGUGGAGCGCUGUGUGGCCAUCACCCAGCCCUUUUUCCACGCUGCUAUGAUCACAUUGGCUCAUGUAUGGCGAGUUGUGUUAUUUCUGUCCUCUCUUGCACUUGUGCUGGCAGUUCUACCUUUAUGUGCUGUGGGGAAUUACACUAUCCAGUCUCCUGGGACAUGGUGUUUCUUGCCUAUCCAUGGUCCACAGUCUACAGCUGACACCAACCUGGCUGUGGCCUUCUCAUGCCUGGGCCUCACUGCACUUGUUCUUUCCCUACUCUGCAACAUCCUGAGUGGUCUGGCAUUGCUGCAAGCCAGAAUGAAGUCCCACAAUUUAAAUACAAAAUCAGCAGCUCACUGCGCUCGUCGUACAUCGUCCACGUCUUCCUCCUUGUUUUGUUCGUUGGAUGUAGAGAUGAUGGCGCAACUGGCAGUGAUCACUGUGGUUUCCUGUGUAUGCUGGAGCCCCUUUCUUAUCCAUAUUCUUGUGAUGCAGUUCAAUCAAAGAACAUCAACCCAUGAGAAAGAUGGAUUUAUUCUUCUGGGCUUACGUAUGGCCUCUUGGAAUCAGAUCUUGGACCCUUGGGUGUACAUCUUACUGAGGAAGGCAGUGCUUUUCAGACUUUGUUGUGCUUUCUACACACAGAGACCCACAGUUACAGAAAAUAGGUUCUGUGCAGACACACACAGGCAGGCCUGACCAUGUUGCUCUUGGACUUUUUCCUCCUACUGAAAUAAAGUAUUUGUGUGUUGUGAAAUUAUUUUACUUUGCUGUGUUAUUUUUUAACAGGGCUCAGUAAGGUCCAUAUUCAGCAAGCCAAGCAUCUACACGGCAGCAGUGUGAACAAGGGCUGAAAACAGACUUUCCCAACAUUUCCCAAAAUGUAGUUAGUAGUCUGUGCCGGUGCCACUAUCAAUAGCAGCCACCUGCAAAUCGGGUGGUUGGGCAAUUGGGCGGGGUUAUUAUUGUCCAAUCAAAAUUGAGAAAAGCUUGACAAGCGCCGCAUGUAGCAAAUGGCUGAGCUGCUGGAGAAGCCUCACACCCGGGGUGGGCGGUGCUUUUUUGGCAAUGACUCUAUUCAAUAUGGAGUACAGAAAAUAGCCUGAUUCGCUCUGCAUUUCAGUGCUCUCAUAGAGUUUUCGAUCACUCUUGCAUUUCGGGC
This is a messenger RNA of Perca fluviatilis (European perch), 1774 nucleotides long. It is a transcript of the gene ptger1c, whose product is annotated as prostaglandin E receptor 1c (subtype EP1). NCBI's taxonomy places the organism in Eukaryota, Metazoa, Chordata, Actinopteri, Perciformes, Percidae. Bases 163 to 1311 code for a protein of 382 amino acids. The record is from RefSeq and is a predicted model, not a curated record. Gene Ontology annotation, biological process: adenylate cyclase-activating G protein-coupled receptor signaling pathway; inflammatory response; positive regulation of cytosolic calcium ion concentration. Gene Ontology annotation, molecular function: thromboxane receptor activity; prostaglandin E receptor activity. Gene Ontology annotation, cellular component: plasma membrane. The transcript is spliced from 3 exons.